Molecule: messenger RNA, 1191 nt
Organism: Calliphora vicina (urban bluebottle blowfly)
Lineage: Eukaryota; Metazoa; Arthropoda; Insecta; Diptera; Calliphoridae
Exons: 3
Coding region: 182-841 (219 amino acids)
Biological process (GO): actin cytoskeleton organization; muscle structure development
Cellular component (GO): adherens junction; filamentous actin; stress fiber
Molecular function (GO): actin binding; muscle alpha-actinin binding
Source: RefSeq, a predicted model, not a curated record
CGUCUGCAACUAGCGAUUUAUCGUAGAACAAAAACAAAUAAAAAGGAGUUACUUUAGGCCAAAAACUUUCGGCCACGAUCAGUUUAUUUUAGGACUCUGCUGUUGAAUCAACUUUAGUGUAUAUUUCCCCUAAAAAAGGAAACGAUUCUGGAAAUACAAAUACAGACUGAUUGAAUCAAAAAUGAGAAUUCCCAAAUAUACCUCGGAUGCAUUUGAUAAUGUUGAAUAUCAAUUGCGUAUCACGUAUACUGUGGAAACUGAUCGUCGUAUCAUGAGUUUCGUAGACUCAAUGUGGGGCAUAGAGGUUACGGGCGGUAUCGAUCAAUUUGAACCCUUGACAAUAGUCAAUGUUACACCUACCGGUUUGGCUCGUCGUGCUGGUAUGCGUAUCGGUGAUGAGAUAACCCAAAUCAAUGAUACUCCCGCUUUGGAACUGACAUUCAAUGAGGCUUUGGAAUUGUUUAGAAAAUCAGGUCGUUAUGUUCGUGUCUAUGUAAGAGGCGAUAUCGAUGAUGAGGGUGAAGAAGAUUGGACUUGUGACUUUUGGUUUAGACCUCGUAGGCCCUGGAAACGUGACUUUAAGCCCAUACAAUGGGAAUUCCCUUGGAAUGAUCGUCGUAAGCCUAUUUAUCGUGAAUCGAAUUGUUUCAUGGUGCCCUCUCGUAUGGAAGAGAAAAUCCGUGAACGUCGUGCUGCUACCUCAGCUGUCAAGAAGAAGGAAGAAUCUGCUCCUCAUACUAGAUCUUUGACACCCACUCCACGUCCCAAAAAUCAACCCGGAGAAAAUCUAUUGAAUACUGUUUUAAGGCCUCGUGGACCACCACCCAGAGACUUGGAGUGAUUAACUAAAGAGAAAAAAUGCAUAUUUAUACUUUCUCUCCUUCUUCAUCGAUAGCGAGGAAGUGGGAAAGUGUUGUAUUAAUGUUGGAUUUAAUCUAGCUUGAUCACCAGUCAAAUAUACAAGUGCAAAUGAAAAAUUCACUAUUGGAAAAGUGUUUGAUUUUUCAUUUCAUUUGUAGCGUCCCAUGAUAUCGAAUGCUAAUUUAUGUGAUUGUAUAAAUGUUACAGAGGAAACUGAAAAGAAAAAUAUGACAUUCGAUAACAUUUCAACGAAAGGAACUCGAUAUAAAACAAAGUAGUCAAAAGCUGUCAUAUUUACAAAUUAUUAUUUUUUAAUUCUAAAUUUAAGUU